CCGGGAUUCGUCAGACCAGGCAAUGUGUUUUCCUCUCCUCAGUUGUCCAGUGUUGGUGAUGUCCACUGGAGCCUCUUCUUCUUGUUUUUAGCUGAGAGGAGUUGAACCCGGUGUGGUCGUCUGAUGCAAUAGCCCAUCCGUGACGAGGACUGUCGAGUUGUGCGUUCCCGACAUAUCGUUCUGCACACCACUGUUGUACUGCGCCGGUAUUUUGCCUGUUUGUAGUUGCACUCUUCUUGCUAUUCUCCUUGGACCUCUCAUCAACGAGCUGUUUUCACCCACAGGACUACCGUUCUCGGGAAAACACAAGACACCGUCGUGCGUGAAAAGCCCCCAGGAGGCCGGACGUUUCUGAGAUACUGGAACUGGCGCACCUGGCACCGACGAGAUCAUACUAAACUGAAAGCGCUUUUUACCGUUCUAACGUCUCACUGUCUGUAGGAGCAAAUCCUUGUCAUGAACAGGAUCUGUUACCUUUGGACUUCCUGUCGCGGGUCUUACCACCUGGCGGGGAGCCCCCCCUGCCUGAAGUGCACAUGGUCCAGUCCAGGGGGGCCCGGGGCCUGCAGCUAGCCGGCUCUCAGGAGGCCCUCAGCUUCCCCGCUUCGCAGCUCUUCACCAACUGUGACCACUUCCCUUCUGAGUUCUCCUUCGUGGUCACGCUCAAGAUCCCACGCCUUGCCAACAAAAGGAACGAGUACAUCUUCUCGUUGGUGGAGGAGGAGUCAGACCGGCUGCUGAUUGGUCUACUUGUCUCUCAGGAGAGGCUCCACUUUUUGUUCCAGGGCCCGACAGGCAAGAAACGGAUCACGUUUAGGGCGGUGCGGCUGGCGGACAACCACUGGCACACAGUGGUGGUGGCCGUCACCGGGCGCUAUGCUACACUCAGAGUGGACUGCGGUAUGGCCCUGGAGCUGAUCUAUGAGAAGCCUUUCCCCAGUGAUCUCUGCACUGCCCACUCCAGGUUCUACAUCGGCAGCAGGAGGCGGUGGAAAGGACUGUUCUCUGGUCUGCUGCGACAGCUGGUUUUGUUACCUGGGUCAGAUGCUACCUCCCGAGUUUGUCCCUCUUCAGACCCCAGACUGGCAGUCCUCUCUGUCCCUCAGGCCCUGCUCACCAUGCCCAUCACACCCACUGGGAACGACAUAGUCCCCCUGUAUCCUUACGAGGCAGAAGUGUUCAUAACCCCGGGGACCAAGCCUCCCUGUGCCAAGGCAGAGGAGGGCCAGCUGUGGUUUAACACACUGAAGAAAGGCUUGUUCCUGUGUGAUGGACGGCUGUGGAUGCCUCUGCUGCAAGAGAAAGAGCGUCUGGACUAUGUUGAAGACUACCAAGACCUUUACACCAACUCAGAGACGUUCGACAUCGAGGUGUUCCACAUCCCCUCCCAAGGACUGUUCGCUGCCACAGCCAAUCGCGAGACCAAGCCGGGCUCUGGAAUCUACAAGUGGGUGGAUGGGAAGUUUCAAGUGUAUCAGAACAUCAUCACCUAUGAAGCACGGGCAUGGAAGUACUUCACUGUGGGCAACAAGAUGUUCCUAGCAGUGGCUAACUCCAAGGGCCAGCCCGGCGGGGAGUGGGAGGAGUCAGUGAUCUACAAGUGGAGCAGCAGGAAGUUAAUGUUUCUACCUUAUCAGACCAUAGAGACACACAGUGCUCUGGACUGGGAGGCCUUCAGCAUACAGGAACAACAUUUCCUGGCUGUGGCCAAUCACAGACGAGGUGACAACAAUCACAACAUCGACAGUGUGAUUUACCGGUGGAACCCAGGGACCAAGGUGUUUGAGGUGAAUCAGACCCUCGAGACUUCUGGGGCCUACGACUGGGAGUUCUUUUCCGUGGGCCCAUACCACUUCCUGGUGGUGGCCAACACUUUCGAUGGAAUAUCCACCAACAUCAACUCCACCAUAUACAUCUGGCUGGGAGGAAUGUUCCAGCCAUUUCAAUACAUCAAGACGGUGGGAGCGACGGACUGGGAGAUGUUCCAGGUUAAGGAUCGGUACUUCCUGGCGGUGGCUAACGGCCAGAAACUGAACGAGAGAGGCCCUAGUCACUACAACAUCAACUCAACCAUCUACGAACUGAACGUGAUCACACAGACCUUUGUUAAGUUCCAGGACAUCGUCACAAACAGUGCGGUGGACUGGGAAUUCUUCUCGGUGGGUGAAGAGAAGUUCCUUGUUGUGGCCAAUUCUCACGAUGGAUCCUCGUAUUCUUUAAACAGUGUUAUAUACAGGUGGCAGGGAUAUGAGGGAUUUGUCCCUAUCCACCGGCUCCCAACCAUUGGCUGUACGGACUGGGAAUAUUUCAAUACCACAGCAGGAUCCUUUCUCGUCUAUUCUAGUGCCACCUCUCCCCUGUCUAAAGUCUUCAGACUGAAGACAUACUGAUUCCUCACUGUUCUGACGCUCCACUAUCUGAGCCAGAGAAACAUGGUGGAACAAUGGAAGGGGAAGGAAUCACAGCUUUUCUAGCGUUGCUGGACAGAAAGGCAGGCAGACAGACCAACAGAAAGGCAGGCAGGCAGACAGACCAACAGAAAGGCAGGCAGGCAGACAGACCAAC
Oncorhynchus kisutch (coho salmon) is the source of this 2565-nucleotide messenger RNA. It is a transcript of the gene tspearb, whose product is annotated as thrombospondin-type laminin G domain and EAR repeats b. Gene Ontology annotation, biological process: signal transduction. Lineage: Eukaryota; Metazoa; Chordata; Actinopteri; Salmoniformes; Salmonidae. The record is from RefSeq and is a predicted model, not a curated record. Bases 537 to 2390 code for a protein of 617 amino acids. The transcript has 12 exons.